GCCGGAGGCGGGGGCGGGCGUGGGCGCGGGCGCGGGCGGCGGGGCGAGGCGGGGCGGGGCGGGGCGGGGGCGCGGACACCCGAGCUGGGCGGGCUGGGCGGCAGGGGGCGCAGCGGCCAGACAGCGGUUGGCGGGGACCCUGGUCCUCCCCGGCGUCGGCCCGCGCCCCUACCCCUCGACCCCUGGCGUCGGGAGCUCGGAGCCCCAGAAACCGGAGGCGGGACCCCUAGCCCGACGCCCGCGGAGGCCGCUUCCCGCGAGGCCGCCGGGUCCUGGGCUGCGCUGACCGCGUCCCCGUGGACCGGUGAUCCGGGUUUGUUCCCGUCGUCGUCGCCCGAGCAGUCGGGGCGCAGUCGCGGCGCCAGCUUCCCCACGACGACCGUGCCGCCGUCGCGACAGCGUGACCGACGCGCUCCCGCGGUCCGACGGGGCCGGGCGGUGUGGACGCCGUCCUACCCGACCCCAAGAAGCGCGCCCCGGCAAUGCAGUUUCUGCCCCAAAGCCACGUGACCGAGGUCUCGGCCGCCGCGUCCUGCCGAAUUCCAGGGCUCCUGGAAGGAAAUAAAGUCUGGACUAUCCAGAAAGGCUCUUCUCCUGGCGCGUGCACACCCCCGCCCCGCGUAUUCCUCCCCAAGGCGGAGCACGCAGAUGUGUUGGUGCGUCCGCUGAACCGGGUGGUCCCCCCGCAGCAUCGGCCCCAAAGGCACCUCCCAGCCCCUCUUGCAUCGCCCGUGCUCUCCAAGGCCUCAGAGCAGAGGUCUGCGGGGCUCGGGGGCUGACUCCUGGUUCUUGGCAGGCCUGCCCUGACAGCGAUCACCGGCCAGUGAGGAUCUGGAUGUCUGCAGCUCACGUCCUGGAGGGCCAGACCCUGUGCUCCAGAACAUGGCACUCCAGCGCGCCGUUCUCCUGGCCGGCCUCCUGGUGGAAGUUGCCAGCAAGUCCUCAGACAGUGCGGGCCAGCAGCCUGAGUGUUGUGUGGACGUGGUGGACGUCAAUGCCACCUGCCCAGGCACAAGCCUGUGUGGCCCAGGCUGCUACAGGCACUGGAACGAGGACGGGAGCAUCAGCUGUGUCCAGUGCAGGAACGGAACCUACAACAGUUCCGAGUGCAGAGGCCUUGCUGGCCGGGGUGUACAGUUCCCGGUGAACAGAAGCACAGGGACGCCUGGGCGGCCAAAUUUCAGGGGCCCUCAAGUGGCAGCCUCCCUGUUCCUGGGGACAUUCUUCGUCAGCUCGGGCCUCAUCCUCUCCGUGGCCGGGUUCUUCUACCUCAAGCGUGCCAGUAGGCUCCCCAGGGUCUUCUACAGGAGAAACAAAGUCCCUGCCCUGCAGCCUGGAGAAGCUGCUGCGAUGAUCCCCCUGCCGCAGUCCUCAGUGCGGAAGCCGCGCUACGUCAGGCGUGAGCGGCCCUCGGGCAAGGACACAGGCCCCACUGCUGUCUCCUUGGUGGAGGCCCGGGUCAGCAACGUGUGAGCUGGAGGCCCACCUGAACUCCACACGCCACCUUGGAGGAAGCCCAGCACAUAGAAGGCAGCACUGCCCAGUGAGGCCUCUGGACGGGCCUGGACACAGCCCCUGGCUCAGCUCAUCCGCCUCCCAGUGACCAAUGCUCAGUGGAAAUAUGCCCGGUGUUCUACAGGUGACUCCUCCCUGCCCACGGCCUCUCGGGGUGACUGACAGGAACAGGUGACCCUGUGACAGGCUCAGCCCUCAGGAGACUGUGAGCUCCCAGCGCCCACAGUCUGCAGGCCUGCCAGGCUGCCUGGUGCCUGGCAGAGCUGCAGCCGGCCACCUCACCCCUGGGAGCCCACAGUGGGCAGAUGCCCCUGCACCACUAGGCCACAUGGCCCCCUGGACCCUUCUGAGAGGAGAGAGGCCGAGGCCUACGGGUGUUCCAGCUGGUGCCGGACAGGGUGGGGUGGGGUCUGGGGACUGAGGUGCCCACAGGGCUGUCCUAUGGCUGAGACCCCUGAGCCUGCGACCACCUGUUUCCAGGAGCUGGAGAAGCGAGUUUCCUGGUUUCAUACUGACUUGUGUCUGUUUUUAGGCAGAAAUGCAUUUUGUAGAGAAGUCUGAGUGGCACUGCCAUCCUCGGCCCCCUGCCCCUGCCCCCAUGCCUGGGCCCCAGGCACUGCUAUCCUCGUCCACCAAGGGACUACACUAGCCUGAAGCUGUGGGAGGUCAAGGCCAGCCCCCACUGGGGUGUGUCCACCCAGGGUCACAUUUCCCUGUGACUGCCGCCUGCACCAUCAGGUUUUGCUGGACCCAUGGAGGCCAUGCUGGCUGCUGGUCCUGCUGCCCCAGGCCUCAAGGUGCCACCCUGCACGUCUUCAACCUUGACUGGUUGCUGAUGGCCGUGGUUCCUGUGGGGAGAGGAGCGUUCGCCGCCACCUCCUGUGCCCGGGGCCUCGCUGGCUACUUCCCAGGUUCUCAGCCACCACCAGCGUGUUCUCUUGCAGCGUCUGGUCCACAUCUGAGGGGCCCGAGGCGGACCUGCGUGGUCAGCCUCCCCUGCUCUGCAUCAUGAUGCCUGUCUCAAGCAUUUAGUAUCUGCAUACGCGCUUGUUCUUGAAGACCGAGCCAGUGACCUGGCCCAGCAGCUGAGGGCACCAGCUUGGUCAGUGCCAGGCGAGCCCUUCAGGGCGCUCUCUUCCGGGCCUUCUAGCCCGCCCAGGGCCAUCUGUUCCUGAGUGAGGGUGAAGCCCCACCCAGGCCCACUGCCCAGGGCAAGGAUCGGCACCCCUGCCCUGUCACUCCUCCUGGGCCUGAGAGCCUGCGCCUCUGCCAGGUAGAGCCACAC
Molecule: messenger RNA, 2800 nt
Organism: Equus quagga
Lineage: Eukaryota; Metazoa; Chordata; Mammalia; Perissodactyla; Equidae
Gene: C5H1orf159
Product: chromosome 5 C1orf159 homolog
Exons: 11
Coding region: 883-1473 (196 amino acids)
Source: RefSeq, a predicted model, not a curated record